This is a messenger RNA of Scomber japonicus (chub mackerel), 1434 nucleotides long. RefSeq lists its product as uncharacterized. Gene Ontology annotation, molecular function: cytokine activity. NCBI's taxonomy places the organism in Eukaryota, Metazoa, Chordata, Actinopteri, Scombriformes, Scombridae. Gene Ontology annotation, biological process: cytokine-mediated signaling pathway; immune response; positive regulation of gene expression. The record is from RefSeq and is a predicted model, not a curated record. The coding region runs from base 1 to 1434 and encodes 477 amino acids. The transcript has 8 exons.
AUGGAAUCCGCAAUGAGAUGCAACGUGAGCGAGAUGUGGAGCACCAAGAUGCCCAAAGGACUGGACUUGGAGAUCUCCCAUCAUCCACUGACCAUGAAACGUGUGGCCAACCUCAUCAUCGCCAUGGAGAGACUUAAGGACAAUGUGUCAGAGUCAGUGCUGAGCACCGAGUUCAGAGAUGAACACCUGCUUGACAUCAUGUUUGAAAGCAUUGUAGAAGAGCAAAUUGUGUUCGAGUGUGAGUCAGCUGCACCAGGUCAGUUCAGCAGGACGGGCGAACACGAGUGCAGUGUGACUGACAGCCAGAAGAGGAGCUUGGUACUGGUUCAGGACAGCAUGGAGCUCCACGCUGUGAUGCUGCAAGGAGGCAGUGACAACCGCAAAGUUCACUUGAACAUGUCAACUUACGUGCACCCUGCACCGAGCGCUGAGGCCCGACCUGUGGCUCUGGGAAUCAAGGACACAAAGUUCUACCUGUCGUGUCACAAAGUUGGUGACCAGCCAACCCUGCAUCUGGAGACGGUGGAGGACAAAAAGAGCCUGAAGAGCAUCAGCUCGGGGAGCGACAUGGAGCGGUUUCUCUUCUACAAACAGGACACUGGGGUGAAUGUCAGCACUCUCAUGUCUGCCAGUUUCCCCAACUGGUACAUAAGCACAGCUGGGCAAGACAACAAGCCCUUGGAAAUGUGCUUGCAGACCGCCAACCGCUACCGCACCUUCAACAUCCAACAAAUCUCUUUGUCUUCCUGCAGAUCUUACCAAAUUCAUAAAAAGAUGGAAUCCGCAAUGAGAUGCAACGUGAGCGAGAUGUGGAGCACCAAGAUGCCCAAGGGACUGGACUUGGAGUCAGUGUUGAGCACUGAGUUCAGAGAUGAACACCUGCUUGACAUCAUGUUUGAAAGCAUUGUAGAAGAGCAAAUUGUGUUCGAGUGUGAGUCAGCUGCACCAGGUCAGUUCAGCAGGACGGGCGAACACGAGUGCAGUGUGACUGACAGCCAGAAGAGGAGCUUGGUACUGGUUCAGGACAGCAUGGAGCUCCACGCUGUGAUGCUGCAAGGAGGCAGUGACAACCGCAAAGUUCACUUGAACAUGUCAACUUACGUGCACCCUGCACCGAGCGCUGAGGCCCGACCUGUGGCUCUGGGAAUCAAGGACACAAAGUUCUACCUGUCAUGUCGCAAAGUUGGUGACCAGCCAACCCUGCAUCUGGAGACGGUGGAGGACAAAAAAAGCCUGAAGAGCAUCAGCUCGGGGAGCGACAUGGAGCGGUUUCUCUUCUACAAACAGGACACUGGGGUGAAUGUCAGCACUCUCAUGUCUGCCAGUUUCCCCAACUGGUACAUCAGCACAGCUGGGCAAGACAACAAGCCCUUGGAAAUGUGCUUGCAGACCGCCAACUGCAACCGCACCUUCAACAUCCAACAUCAAAGUUAA